AUGGGUCGUAUGUACGGUAAGGGAAAAGGUAUUUCCAGCUCUACCAUUCCAUACAAAAGGAAACAACCAAGUUGGUUGAAACAGAAGCCAUCUGAAAUUGAAGAUGCGAUAAUUAAAUUGGCCAAGAAAGGACAAACCCCAUCCCAAAUUGGUGCUACAUUAAGAGACAACUAUGGAAUUCCCCAAGUCAAGGCCGUUACAGGAAAUAAAAUCCUCAGAAUAUUAAGAGCCCAUGGAGUUGCCACAACCAUUCCAGAGGAUUUGUACUUUUUAAUAAAAAAGGCCGUAUCCAUGAGAAAGCAUCUUGAAAAAAACAAAAAGGAUAAGGAUUGUAAAUUUAGAUUAAUUUUAACUGAAUCGAAAAUUCACAGAAUUUCCCGAUACUACAAAAGAAAAAAGUUGUUGCCAUCCAACUGGAAGUACCAAUCCAGCACGGCUAGCGCACUGAUUGCAUAG
Messenger RNA from Plasmodium coatneyi, 456 nucleotides. RefSeq names its product 40S ribosomal protein S13. NCBI's taxonomy places the organism in Eukaryota, Apicomplexa, Aconoidasida, Haemosporida, Plasmodiidae. Gene Ontology annotation, biological process: translation. Gene Ontology annotation, cellular component: cytosolic small ribosomal subunit; ribosome; nucleolus. The record is from RefSeq and is a predicted model, not a curated record. Gene Ontology annotation, molecular function: structural constituent of ribosome; small ribosomal subunit rRNA binding. The transcript has a single exon. Bases 1 to 456 code for a protein of 151 amino acids.